Molecule: messenger RNA, 2443 nt
Organism: Ciona intestinalis (vase tunicate)
Lineage: Eukaryota; Metazoa; Chordata; Ascidiacea; Phlebobranchia; Cionidae
Source: RefSeq, a predicted model, not a curated record
GUUACACAGAUUUCGGAAACUAAAAUAUAAAAUGCUAUCAGCAGUUUUAGUUCAAACUAAUGCAAUUGUGUGAAUUCAUUGUAUUGUUUAUUGUAUUUUAGAUUGCUGCGUCCAAUAUAAUGUACAGCUUUGUAUUCAAGCUUAUAUGUGUUUCGGUUAUCUGCUUCAACUCCGUUCAAGGUUGCCAUUAUGGGGAAUACAAAACACCUGGUCGAAAGAAGCGAUCGACAGAUGUAGCAUUAUAUGAUUCAACGAGUCUUAUAAUAUGGUUUACCAACUGCAUGAAGCGAACGAGUGCGGCAAGUACAAACGAUUGGUACAGCGCAACAGCAUGGACGAUAGCUGAUUCGAACUGGUUCUUUUACACAGAGAACAAACACUGCAAAGAUUCAAGCACCAAUACCCAAGAAACCGAGUGCUGGAUCAGCAAAGUAAAUAGUUUCUUCCACGACCCAGUUGCAACAACAGUCAAAACUUGUAUCUAUGAAUAUCAAAGAGAAACUGCAAAGUCAGGUGUAGCUCCAGCGACUCUGGUAUUGAAAUCAGGCGGUCGCAAACGUCGUCAAUCAGGUGUUACACCGACAUUUCUUCCCACAUCGCCCCCUGUAUGUCCCGUGGUUAACUCCACCAACUACGAGAAUGGUCUCGCAUUGCAAGUUCCACCCGACAGUCGAACCGAUCUCCCACCAAACGAGAACUUUGAUCUUUACUCGGUCUCUCAGUUUCUAAGAAACAACACUUCAUGCUCCGAGUGCGAGACAUACCGACCACGGAAUGUACCUGCGUCAGAAUGUUGGGCUCAACAUUUCUCACAACAAACACGUGACCUCUCUACUGUUAAAUUCCCGGUCCAACGAGUGAAUGCACGUUACGCUGAUGGCGGUGAUAUUGUUGGUGCGUGUCGUGGCAACUUCUUCUGGACCAAAUGGUAUAACACUGACGAUCCCGACAGCGACGAUGGAGACAAGGAGUUAUUACGGACAGUUCUACUUCGGCAGCGAACCAUGGUUUGUGAAACACCAACAGGGAUUCAAGCCAGAGUUGUGCAAGGUGAUCUGCCGUAUGGAAAAGCGAACCAGAACAUUCAAAUAAGUCCAAACCUUGGAUUAAUUUGUUACAACAACGAACAAACCGAUGGAAGAUGCAAAGAUUAUCGUGUACGGUACUGUUGCUCACCUGGUGUCGGCCGAUGCCCUCUAAGAUACGGAUGGUCUCCUUUCUUUGAUCAUUCAAACACAAGUGCUUAUGGAGACAGUGAGGUGCUUGAGCAGCUACGCGUUUCAUAUCCUGGUAGAAUAUGUGAAACACCUGUGGCUAUUGGAGCUGAAACAACAGCAGGGAAACCUUACCAAUCAUCGGGCAACAAAGUCAAAAUCUCGCCAACGUUUGGCCUUCAAUGCAGAAACAGCGAUCAAAUAAAUAUCCGUUGCAACGAUUUCAAAGUCCGGUUUUGUUGCUCAGACGUUGUUGGAAGUUGCCCUCAAUCAACUCAUCAAUGGUCGCAAUGGUUUGAUGAUGGGACUACUGCUGCAGGUGACGACGAAACACUUGUGCGUAUUCGGCAAAGCAACCCGGGUUUAUGUUCGAACCCGACAGCCAUACAAGCACAAGUCAACCACACCAGUAUGCCUUAUGUAACAGGGGGCAACAGACUUCGUGUGGAACCACAGUUCGGUCUUGCAUGCAGGAAUGAUUUACAAAACUCCGGGAGUCUCUGCUCAAACUAUAAAGUUCGGUUUUGUUGCGGUCCGACUGUUAUAACGACCACUGAAACAACAACAACAACAACAACAACAACAACAACAACCCAAGAAGCCACAACAGCGACCCGAGAAGCCACAACAGCAACCUCAGCCGCCAUUAGCUCACUGGUCAGCACACUAAGAAGAUAUUUCCUUAUGCUGUACAACUACCUGCGAAACUUGGCAAAGUAAAGCUUCGUAUAAACAGCUCCCAAUAUAUCCACGUUCAAUAUGUAUAUUACUUAAACGACACACUUUGAUGAUUGUGAAAUUAUUAUCCGAUAUCUUAUUCACAUGAAACACGGGGCUUUAAUACAAACAAGUCAGAUUUCAUUCUGAUUUUUUACAUCACUCAAGACUUGUAGUUUUUAAACCGGAAAGUUUGAGAUGAAAUUCUUAUCAUUCAUAAAAGCUGCUAUGUUUGUAUUGAAAUGGUCCGAUAAAUAAUGUACUUAUUCAUAGAAAUGUCAUAUAACGUUAACUGGGUUAUCUGUCCGUAGAAUGGAACUCAUUUAUUGCGCAAGAAAUCCUAAAUAGUUUUGCAUUAAAAUUGCAACAGGGAAACAACAUAAGCGUUUAUGUUCAUAAAAUAAUAAGAGUAUUGUGUGAAACCUCUAAACAACACAUGUUAUAAUAUUAUAAUAUAUGCCGGUGUUGCUCAUGCGAGUUGUCGCAAUAUAUACAAUAAAGUUCAGGUAUAU